CCCUCCACCCACUCGUCGUCUCUCGCUCUCCCCUUUAAAAACUCACCACCACCACGUACUACCCAAACCCUCCUCCAAAAUCCACCUCAGCCACCUUCUAUGGCGGCCGGGAUUUCCUUCUCCGCCACUUCACGACCCAUCCUCCGCUCCAGGCACAGUCCCUUUCUCGGCCCCAGGCCAGCUCUACAGAUUCCCCCAUCUCUCCAUAGAAUUCACGGGAUUUUUAGGAGGCCUAAUCUCACGGUUUGUUUCGUACUCGAGGAUGAGAAAUUGAGGGGAAGUCUAGAACCAGAAGAUGAGAGCGGUGGAGUUGAGAUGGCGAUUUUACUGGCGGAGAGCGUGGCGGAGAAGGUGGCGGAGAAGAAAUCGGAGCGGUUUACGUAUUUGAUGGCGGCUGUAAUGUCGAGCUUCGGGAUUACUUCCAUGGCUAUCGUAGCUGUUUAUUACAGAUUCGCUUGGCACAUGGAGGGUGGAGAGAUACCUUAUACAGAAAUGUUUGGUACAUUUGCUCUCUCCGUUGGCGCGGCUAUGGGAAUGGAGUUCUGGGCUAGAUGGGCACACAAAGCACUUUGGCACGCUUCGUUAUGGCAUAUGCACGAGUCGCAUCAUAAACCAAGAGAGGGACCGUUCGAGCUUAACGACGUUUUUGCGAUAGUUAACGCAGUUCCGGCCAUUGCACUUCUCUCAUAUGGUUUCUUCCACACAGGCCUCAUUCCCGGCCUCUGCUUCGGCGCAGGCAUAGGAAUCACGGUAUUCGGCAUCGCCUACAUGUUCGUCCACGAUGGCCUUGUGCACCGUAGAUUCCCGGUGGGGCCCAUAGCCGAGGUCCCCUAUUUUAGAAAAGUGGCUUCGGCUCACCAACUUCAUCACACCGACAAGUUCAACGGCGUUCCAUAUGGGCUCUUCCUCGGACCUAAGGAACUUGAAGAGGUAGGAGGGCUACCAGAGUUGGAGGAAGAAAUUAAUAGAAGAAUCAAACUGUCCAAGAAAUCCAGAUGAAUGAUUCUUUUUCUUCUUUGUAGAGAAGAAGUCCGCAUAUUUUUGCUGCAAAUGAAAUGAAUGAUUUUUUUUACUUCAUAGUAUUGCGUGUUGUGAUAGUUUUCUAGGAUUAAUAUCGUGAAAGUGCACAUAGAUUUCAAAAAAAAAAAUGGAGGAAGAAUCGACGUGUUUCGAAAGAGUAGCUGGCAAUUUUGGCCUUGUGUUUUCUGGCAAUGGUUCCAAGCAUUUUACUUACAUGGGAUUGUCGUCUCCAUGUGCCACUUGGUUUUUUUUUCCUUAUGAACUUCAUUAAUUCAUCCCAUGUAUCACUUGUCCUCUUCUCAAAAGUACUACUACUAUACUACCUUUGUUUUGGAGUUUAAA
Messenger RNA from Salvia splendens (bonfire salvia), 1362 nucleotides. Its product is annotated as beta-carotene hydroxylase 2, chloroplastic. Gene Ontology annotation, cellular component: chloroplast. NCBI's taxonomy places the organism in Eukaryota, Viridiplantae, Streptophyta, Magnoliopsida, Lamiales, Lamiaceae. The coding region runs from base 100 to 999 and encodes 299 amino acids. The transcript is spliced from 7 exons. Gene Ontology annotation, molecular function: iron ion binding; beta-carotene 3-hydroxylase activity. Gene Ontology annotation, biological process: carotene metabolic process; xanthophyll biosynthetic process. The record is from RefSeq and is a predicted model, not a curated record.